AUGAAAAAAUCGGAUGAACGGAACAGUCAGUCACUGGAAGGUUCUUCAUUAGCAGUUCAUGGCUUACGGCGUCUUAAUGUACGACAGGGGGCAUCUCUUUCAAGCAGCAAUGUUUUAAGAAAUUGUAAAGGUAUUGAAGUGUUGGAUGCCUCAAAAUCUUUGUACCGGAAAAGUAAAAUUCUGAAUUCAUGGUACAGUGCUGAGGACAACAUGAGUGCAACUUGUUUUUGGAAUCACGAUGAUAUGGAAAGGACGAAAAAUGACAUCUCGUUGCUUGGAAAUGUCAUUACAAGUACUUGUACUGGCGUGGCGUCUGGCAGCAACAUGAAUCUGAAUGAAGUAAACCAUAGCAGAGUGGAAGGAGCAACUUCACAAGGACUGCAGAAAAUCGUUCCAUGUGGUUAUGCGCCAAAUCGCUUUCCAGUAACUGUUACUUCUACACCUCGUUCAUGUUGGCCAAAAACCUGUUAUGAGAAUCCAUCAUAUACUUCUUCCGGUGCUGUUUCUUUGCCUUCAUUAAGACUUAUUCCUCGUCCUCCAUCUAUAAUGCAGCCUGUACCGUCUACAUCCGACUUUGGUAUAUCGUCUGCUAACGAACAAAUUAUACAUUCAAAAUCGAUGUUAGCAUCGGAUAGUAGUCCCGGUGAUAGAUCUCAAACGCUAUUGGUCGGAUUACUUCGUCGAUUUGAAAAUGGUACUGGGAUAAGAUAUAAAAACUUCACCAAAAUUAAUUUAGCAGACGAAUUUUCCUGUCAAAAAUUAUCUUUUCCGAAACAUAGUGCUGCCAAAGAAUGUACUAAUGUUGAUGGAGGAGUGUCACAGCUAAAAACACUCGAUAAGGAAGGGUAUGUUGUGGAAGGUGCUAACAGUAAACAUGAUGCACUGUUCAUUUGGUCAUUAUCUAAUGAUAAAGAACCAAAAAAUAUCCGAAAUAAAUCGUCGAGUGUCGCAUCACGUGGAAAGCCGCAUAUGCCCAAAUUUCUGCAGUCAUUUUGCUGUUGUAUACGAUCCGAAGCUACUGCUAAAACGAAACGACGAACACUUCAUCCAUUUCCAUCAACUUCAACUCCGCAAUCACUGAUUACUCAAGAAAUAAAAAAUUCGCAAAACUGUACGAAUGUAAACGGAACAAAUGUCAGUGUAAAUGAUUCCUAUUCAGCUGAUAAUUACGAUGAUACUGGCGAAUACGUUCCCAUGCAACUCUCCGACAAGUUAUUGCUUCCUCCACUACGUCCGUGUGAUGGAGAUAAAAAGUGUCUUAUUAUUGAUUUGGAUGAAACAUUGGUGCAUUCUUCAUUUAAGCCUGUGAAGAAUCCGGAUUUUAUAAUACCAGUUGAAAUCGAUAACGUUAUUCAUCAGGUUUAUGUGCUAAAACGGCCUUAUGUGGAUGAGUUUUUGGAAAGGAUAGGUGACAAGUUUGAAUGUGUAUUAUUCACAGCCAGCCUUGCCAAAUAUGCUGAUCCAGUUGCUGAUUUUUUGGAUAAACGAGGUGUGUUCCGCGCGCGUUUAUUUCGAGAAUCUUGUGUUUUUCAUAAGGGUAAUUAUGUAAAGGAUUUGACAAGGCUUGGUCGCGAUUUAAAGAAAGUAAUCAUUGUAGAUAAUUCACCGGCUAGUUAUGCUUUUCAUCCCGAUAAUGCGAUUCCGGUACAAACAUGGUUUGAUGAUGCGAAUGAUGUUGAAUUGUUAGAUAUAAUCCCAGUUUUGGAACAGCUUGCUGAAGUGGAUAGUAUUUAUACGGUGUUAAGAAAUAGUAACGAUGAUAUGCGGAGAAGUAUUUUGUCGGAGCAAAUUGAUAGAUCAUCCUGA
Messenger RNA from Brugia pahangi, 1806 nucleotides. Lineage: Eukaryota; Metazoa; Nematoda; Chromadorea; Rhabditida; Onchocercidae. The record is from the annotation of a GenBank genome assembly.